UUAGUGGCGCCGGCGCCUUUUGGGCUGUUGUGGUGAGGGAGAGUUUUCCGGUGACUUCGACCCCGCAGCGGCUGCCGGCUGAGACGUCGGGCUCCCGCAGUGGCCCCUGAGGCCCAUAUUCCCUGUCGUUGGCUGUCAGCAGCAGGCCUGGCCGCUCCCGCGCGGGGAGAACAUCUCCUCAGGGCCAUGUCCAGGCCAAGCAGCGUCUCCCCGCGGCCGCCGGCUCCGGGCGGCGGCGGCGGGACCGGCGGAGGAGGGGGAGGCACCGCUCCGUGUGGUCCGGGGGGCGGCGGCCGCGCCAAGGGCCUGAAGGACAUUCGUAUCGACGAGGAGGUGAAGAUCGCAGUCAAUAUCGCUCUGGAGCGCUUCCGAUACGGGGACCAGAGAGAAAUGGAAUUUCCUUCUUCACUGACCAGUACGGAAAGAGCUUUUAUUCAUCGAUUGAGUCAGUCUCUUGGUUUAGUUUCUAAAAGUAAAGGAAAGGGAGCAAAUAGAUACCUAACUGUGAAGAAGAAAGAUGGAUCAGAAACAGCUCAUGCAAUGAUGACCUGUAAUUUGACUCAUAAUACAAAACAUGCUAUUAGGAGCCUAAUUCAGAGAUUUCCUGUCACCAAUAAAGAGCGUACUGAACUUCUGCCUAAAACAGAAAGAGGAAAUGUGUUUGCAGUUGAAGCUGAAAACCGGGAAAUGAGCAAGACAAGUGGGCGACUCAACAAUGGCAUACCUCAAGUUCCAGUGAAAAGAGGAGAAUCUGAAUUUGACUCAUUCAGGCAGUCUUUGCCAGUGUUUGAGAAACAAGAAGAAAUUGUAAAAAUAAUUAAGGAAAAUAAAGUAGUUUUGAUUGUAGGAGAAACUGGGUCUGGAAAGACCACACAGAUUCCUCAGUUCCUUUUAGAUGAUUGCUUUAAAAAUGGUAUCCCCUGCCGUAUAUUUUGUACUCAACCAAGACGAUUAGCUGCUAUUGCUGUGGCAGAAAGAGUUGCUGCAGAGAGAAGGGAAAGGAUUGGUCAAACAAUUGGUUAUCAGAUCCGAUUAGAAAGCAGGGUUUCUCCAAAGACGCUUCUGACAUUUUGCACUAAUGGAGUAUUGCUUCGUACAUUGAUGGCAGGAGAUAGUACAUUGUCAACUGUGACACAUGUUAUUGUGGAUGAAGUGCAUGAAAGGGAUCGAUUUAGUGAUUUUUUACUUACAAAGUUAAGAGAUUUGUUGCAAAAGCAUCCAACUUUGAAACUAAUUCUUUCUAGUGCUGCCUUGGAUGUAACUUUUAUAAGAUAUUUUGGAAGUUGUCCAGUGAUAUAUAUACAGGGAAGACCGUUUGAAGUAAAAGAAAUGUUUCUGGAAGAUAUUUUAAGAACUACUGGAUAUACAAACAAAGAAAUGUUAAAGUACAAAAAAGAAAAACAGCGAGAAGAGAAACAACAAACCACACUUACGGAGUGGUACUCAGCCCAAGAAAAUACUUUCAAGCCUGAAUCUCAAAGGCAGAGAACUGUUCCAAAUGUGACUGAAGAGUAUGACUUAUUGGAUGAUGGUGGUGAUGCUGUCUUUAGUCAACUGACAGAAAAAGAUGUGAAUUGCCUUGAACCAUGGUUAAUCAAGGAAAUGGAUGCUUGUCUUUCUGACAUAUGGUUACAUAAAGAUGUUGAUGCAUUUGCUCAGGUCUUUCACCUUAUUUUAACUGAAAAUGUUAGUGUUGAUUACAGACAUAGUGAAACCAGUGCAACAGCUCUGAUGGUUGCUGCAGGACGAGGUUUUGCAAGUCAAGUAGAGCAGUUAAUUAGCAUGGGAGCCAAUGUCCAUAGUAAAGCAUCAAAUGGCUGGAUGGCUUUAGAUUGGGCUAAACACUUUGGGCAGACUGAAAUUGUGGAUCUUCUAGAAUCUUACAGUGCUUCUCUGGAAUUUGGAAAUCUAGAUGAAAGUUCUCUGGUUCAAACAAAUGGAAGUGACCUCAGUGCAGAAGACAGAGAACUCCUGAAAGCUUAUCACCAUAGUUUUGAUGAUGAAAAAGUAGACUUGGAUUUAAUCAUGCAUCUUCUAUACAAUAUCUGCCAUAGCUGUGAUGCUGGUGCAGUUUUAAUUUUUCUACCUGGUUAUGAUGAAAUUGUUGGUCUGAGAGAUCGUAUUCUGUUUGAUGACAAGCGGUUCGCUGAUAAUACACAUAGAUAUCAAGUCUUUAUGCUUCAUUCAAAUAUGCAAACAUCUGAUCAAAAGAAAGUAUUAAAAAACCCACCUGCAGGUGUUCGAAAAAUAAUCCUUUCCACCAAUAUUGCUGAAACCAGUAUCACAGUCAAUGAUGUUGUCUUUGUUAUUGAUUCUGGAAAGGUGAAAGAGAAAUCCUUUGAUGCAUUGAAUUUUGUUACAAUGUUAAAAAUGGUGUGGAUUUCCAAAGCUAGUGCCAUACAACGAAAAGGCAGAGCGGGCCGAUGUAGACCUGGAAUUUGUUUCCGUCUGUUUAGUAGACUCCGAUUCCAAAAUAUGUUGGAAUUUCAGACUCCAGAACUUUUGAGAAUGCCAUUACAGGAACUUUGUUUACAUACCAAACUGCUAGCCCCAGUUAAUUGUACCAUUGCUGAUUUCCUUAUGAAAGCUCCUGAACCUCCACCAGCUUUAAUUGUAAGAAAUGCUGUACAAAUGCUUAAGACAAUAGAUGCAAUGGAUGCAUGGGAAGAUCUGACUGAACUUGGAUAUCAUUUGGCUGACUUGCCAGUGGAACCACAUCUUGGUAAAAUGGUCCUGUGUGCUGUUGUUUUAAAGUGUCUGGACCCUAUCCUUACAAUUGCCUGCACGCUGGCUUAUCGAGAUCCUUUUGUACUGCCUACCCAGGCUUCUCAAAAGCGUGCAGCUAUGCUUUGUAGGAAACGUUUCACUGCAGGAACUUUCAGUGACCAUAUGGCACUUCUCAGAGCAUUCCAGGCUUGGCAGAAAGCACGAAGUGAUGGGUGGGAGCGAGCCUUUUGUGAGAAGAAUUUUCUUUCACAAGCUACCAUGGAAAUAAUUAUAGGCAUGAGAACACAGUUGCUUGGUCAGCUUAGAGCAUCAGGUUUUGUUAGAGCACGAGGUGGUGGUGACAUUCGAGAUGUUAACACAAACUCUGAGAACUGGGCUGUUGUUAAAGCUGCUUUGGUGGCAGGCAUGUAUCCCAAUUUAGUCCAUGUGGACAGAGAGAAUGUAGUAUUGACAGGGCCAAAGGAGAAAAAAGUGCGAUUUCAUCCCACUUCAGUUCUCAGUCAGCCUCAAUAUAAAAAGAUUCCUCCAGCUAAUGGUCAAGCUGCAGCAAUCCAGGCACUGCCCACAGAUUGGCUUAUUUAUGAUGAAAUGACUAGAGCCCAUAGAAUAGCUAAUAUUAGAUGUUGUUCAGCAGUGACACCUGUCACUGUAUUGGUGUUCUGUGGACCAGCUAGGUUGGCAAGUAAUGCUCUUCAGGAACCUUCAUCCUUUAGAGCGGACGGCAUUCCCAAUGACAGUAGUGACAGUGAAAUGGAAGAUAGAACUACUGCUAAUUUGGCGGCUUUAAAACUUGAUGAGUGGCUCAAUUUCAAACUAGAGCCAGAGGCAGCCAGUUUAUUGCUGCAGCUGAGACAGAAGUGGCAUAGCUUAUUUUUACGUCGAAUGAGAGCUCCAUCUAAACCUUGGUCUCAAGUUGAUGAAGCUACCAUACGAGCAAUUAUAGCCGUUUUAAGCACUGAAGAACAGUCAGCAGGUUUACAACAACCAUCUGGGAUCGGCCAAAGGCCAAGGCCUAUGUCUUCAGAAGAACUUCCUUUGGCAUCAUCUUGGAGGUCAAAUAAUAGUAGGAAAAGUUCAGCAGAUAAUGAAUUUUCCGAUGAGUCUACUACUGCAGAAAGAGUAUUGAUGAAAUCUCCAUCUCCAGCAUUACAUCCACCUCAAAAGUACAAAGAUAGAGGAAUUUUACAUCCUAAACGAAGCACUGAUGACCGAUCAGAUCAAUCUUCUGUGAAAUCUACAGACAGCAGUAGUUACCCUAGUCCUUGUGCUAGUCCUUCUCCUCCAUCUUCAGGGAAGGGCUCAAAAUCUCCUUCACCAAGACCAAACAUGCCUAUUCGAUACUUCAUAAUGAAGAGUAGCAAUCUGAGAAACCUUGAAAUUUCUCAACAGAAGGGUAUCUGGUCUACAACCCCUAGUAAUGAGCGGAAGCUAAAUCGAGCCUUUUGGGAGAGCAGCAUGGUUUACUUGGUAUUUUCUGUUCAAGGAUCUGGACAUUUCCAGGGAUUUUCUAGGAUGUCUUCUGAGAUAGAGGAGAAGAGCCAGGACUGGGGCUCAGCUGGACUAGGAGGAGUAUUUAAGGUGGGGAUACGAAAAGAAAGCCUUCCCUUUCAGUUUGCACAUCAUCUCCUAAAUCCUUGGAAUGACAACAAGAAAGUACAGAUAAGCAGAGAUGGGCAGGAACUGGAACCUCAAGUUGGUGAACAGUUGCUCCAGCUAUGGGAGCGCCUUCCAUUGGGAGAGAAAACCACAACUGAUUGACCGUCAGGUUUAUACCAUGCUUAACUUCGAGUAUUGGCAAUAUUUGUUACCACUAGGAUGACUUUCAGACUACUUAUCUUUUUUUCUUUUUAUUCUUCCAGGAUUCUUAGCUGUAUGUGAACAUCCUAUUCAUUAUAACCACUGAAUGCACUGACUUUCAAAAACUGAGAUAAGGGUGUGUGUCAUGAAUGAGUUUUUUUGGUUUAGAGUAUUGCUUCAGAAUACCAUCUUUAUUUAUAAGAGAAAAGGAUCUUUUUCUCAAAGGAUCAGUUUUUGUAGUGACCAUGGGAAUGAUUAUGUAAUGUUAAUGAUAUGUUUAUAAUGAAUAAAAUAGUAGUAGUUUCAGCUAUUUGGCACAACAGAAAUUAUUUUUUAAAAACUUAAUUUGAAGUUAAACAUUUCUUUAAAACACUUAAUUACAACUCUUACUAAUGACUUUUUAAUGCAGGAAGAGCCUGAAUAUAUCAGUACAUGAGAGCACCAUUUUAGAGGAGCCAACUCUUAAUAUUUAUCAUUAGAAAACAAGAAAAUGAAAACAACAAAAUUCUCAAAAUAGUGUGUGUUAAUUAAGGGCUAUUUAUUCUGCCAUUUUUAACCCCAGAUGCAUUAAGAAAAAAGGGAGGGAUAUUCUUUUUCUGUGACUAUGAAUGCAGUUAUUUGUGAAGGAAGGCAGAAUUCCAUCCUGCUUUUGAUCAGAUCAGAUUGUGUUGUUUCUUUCCUGUAUGUGCCUCUCUUACUCUUGAUGUGCACUAUACCCUUUUUUCGUUUCUCUCAUAUAACAACCUUCACGUACCUUUUUUGUGAGCUCAGAAAUGAUAACCACUUUGUUUUGGUUACAGAAACUUGAUUUAUACAAGUUAAAAAUUCAAACUAAUUUAUGCACAUUUUAAAAUGUGCUCAGCAGUUACUGAUAGUUUGGCUGCUCUAUGUCUUUGAAACUAAAGCUCACAAGGACUAUAAUUCAAAUGCUUUCUUCCAUUUAUGUUUCAGUUUCUCCUUUUUUGCAUUUAUGGUUGAUAAGUGGGGGAUUUUUAGAAUUUUUGCAAACAUGUACUAAUGCCAAGUCUCAUGUUUCUUUCUAUCUCAGAGUUAUUUAGUUUGAUGUUUCUACCACAAGUAUUUGUGAAGUUUCCUUAGAGGUUUUUUGAAAUGAGAAUAGAGGUACAGGAAAAAAUAAUGAAAUGUCUUGGACACUCAACUCUGUAACACAACAUAUUUGAUAGUACUUUUCAUUUGAGUCAUUGUUAUAAAAAGAUAUAAAGGCAAAAAGAAAACUAAGUUCUCUGGUUCUGUAUUUGAGAACAAAGAGGUGAAAAAUCAUGGGUCAACAUAAAAUCUUGAGAACCCUUCUACUUUCUCUGGGAAAACAUUGCAUAUUGGUGUAAUUAGCAUAUCAGCUGUAAUUUUUGCCUGUAUUAGUAGUUCUUAGGUUGUUGUUUGUUUCUUAUUUUUUUUUUUGUUUGUACUUGGAGACAUACCUGUAAAUUGAGCUUAUGUGAAUUAUGUUCCAUUGUGUAUGUACAUUACAUUUAUUUAUUGUAUUUUCCUGAUGAUGUAUACUUUUUAAGGUAUUUACUUAGUUGUUCAUAGUGUUCUAAAUUUGGAAGGACUUCUAAAAAAUAAAGCUUGUUUUAAUAUUCUAUUUCCUAAUGUUUAUCUCUAUAUAUAUGUGAUGGGUAUUGAUAUUUAAAGUGAAUACAAUUUGAAUGUAAUUAAAAUGCUGUUUUGGGAAGACAUGAACUUAAAUAUACUUAUUAAAUGAAAUUCCAUUGAAUUAUUCAGAUCUUGUCAUUUCUGAUAUCAUCUAAUAGGACUCAGAUAACAAUGAUCAAUUGUAUUCCCUGAGAUAUUACAGAAUUUAAGAUAACUUGAAGAAUCCUAAAUUGAUACAGAAGGUGGUAGUUUCAUAUCAGUACCUGCCCCAUGGCAGAAAUUUAAAGAUGUGUUUAUUAUUGAUCUUUUAAUAU
This is a messenger RNA of Sciurus carolinensis (gray squirrel), 6452 nucleotides long. It is a transcript of the gene Ythdc2, whose product is annotated as YTH N6-methyladenosine RNA binding protein C2. Gene Ontology annotation, molecular function: protein binding; ATP binding; RNA binding. The record is from RefSeq and is a predicted model, not a curated record. Gene Ontology annotation, cellular component: intracellular anatomical structure. Lineage: Eukaryota; Metazoa; Chordata; Mammalia; Rodentia; Sciuridae.